AUGUCUAAACUACAGUUGUUUCAUGUGUUUUUAAAUGAGCGUUUAACGGAGGCUGCUGUGGAGAUUUUCUGGGCAGUUGAGAAAACUUUUGUGGAGUACCAGGAAGAGAAUGGUCGGCUACGGAGACUGCUGCGGAUCAGACCGGAGAUAAAACUGUGUAGAAUAGGUUCGUAUGAAGUUUUACUUAUAGCUAACUAUAGUUGUACUAAAUUAAUAAACUGUUUAGGUGAUCACCGUUUUAAAGUGUACAUUUACAGUUGUCUUUGUCACGAAAAGCUGAUUGAAAUAGUGUAAUGUACAGUUAUGUGCACUCAGUUACGUCUAAAGCUAGCUCUCGAAAACUCUAGUUGAGAAUUAAAUGUACGACGCUUUGAAUGGACCCAAACUACAACCGCGUCAGCGCUCAAACUCUAGAAUGCGGCAUUCUGACUUCUCCCUACUAUUUUCUGCGGUUAGCUCCGCCCACGACUGGCUCAUGGGAACUACAAUCCCGACGCAGGGUUUUUAACGUCACUAAUCAUCGCUUGCGACGCUGCUUUCGAAAUAUAUGGCCCUUAUCUUUCAUCGGCGAGAAAGAAUCCUUCAAAAAAAAAAAAAAAAAAGAUACACUUAAUGUAGCAGUUUUUGCACAGAUCCAUACACCUAUGGGUUCCUCCAUCCGACUAAACUAGACUUAACGUUACACUACGGCUCCCGAGUUAUGCUUACGAGCAUGCAAAUUAGCACAGGUGGUCGCCUCUUGUCUUCCGUCUGUUUUGCCUGAACAAGCGCUGUAACAUGGAGAUAUGGCCAUGCGGGAACACUAACCCUAACCCAGUCCUUCUCAAAUAGUGGGGCGCGCCCCCCUGGGGGGGCUCGGAGCGAUGCCGGGGGGGGCGCGUGUGACCCCGGGGAACAUGCUUUUUUUUGCCGCAGGGAGUAGUUUUUUUUUGCACCGAACAAAAGCACAGAGUAGGAGAUAUGAAGUGCAGAUAACAAACCCUUAAGAGACACCAUGGAAACAUACCUAACAGGGAUGAAAAGAAAGACGGAGAUAAUGAGACAAACGUAAGUCUCCCGAAAGCUAAGACGAGGAAAUAUGACGAAGCGUAUGUAGCGCUUGGCUUCACUGUGACUACGGUGGGAGAAGAGGGAAAGACCGGUAUGUUUACUGUGUCUAAAAAUGUUGGUAGUGGACAGCACGAAGCCAAAUAAAUUAAGGCGUCACUUAAAGACAUUACACCCCAAUCACGCUGAUAAGCCGCUUGAGUUUUUUCAGCGAAAACGUGCCGAAUAUUGCCAACAAUCUUCCCGCUUUGUGAAUGCUACUUCAGGAAACCAGCGAGCACUGUUAGCAUCAUAUAAGGUGGCGUACCAAAUUGCUCAGUGCAACAAAAAAAACAAUCCAUAGCAGAGGAGCUGAUACUGCCUGCAGCAUUAGACAUGGUCUCUGUCAUGCUGGAUGACGCAAGUGCUGCAAAAAAAAAAACGAUCCCUCUGUCCAAUGACACCGUCGCCAGACGUAUAAAUGACAUUGCUAACGAUCUUAAAGAACUGCUGGUAGAUAAACUCAAAGACAAACGUGCCUUUUGCCAUUAAUGCUGACUUCCUCAUUUUGCUAAAAAAAAAUCAGCACAAAUGGUUUUAUUCAUUUUUGUUUUAUAGGUCAGUGUUUCAUAUAUUGGGUUCAUGAGUUCAUGUUGCUGAUCAAUUUGAAUGUAUUAUUAUUUAUUGAUUAUAUUUUAUUUUAUUUUUCAGUAUCAAAUGGUCAACAUUUUUUUACAGUUUAAAUGAGGCAAAUUUCAGGCAAAUUGAUGCACUUGAAGUCUUUUCUGUUACAGACUAAAAAACAAUGUUAAUAAAGUUAUUCUUUGUUGUAAGUUGAUCUAUAUUUCUUUAUUUUCUUUCUUUAAUGUUAAUAAGGAUACAAUGUUAUGCAGAGGUGUACUUAGAACAAUUUCAUAGACAAAUGAUACUAUUUCCAGUUGCGGCGGAGAGUUGGGGGGCGCGAAAUGUUUACUUCUUCCUAGGGGGGGCGCAACAGAAAAUAAUUGAGAAGCACUGCCCUAACCUAAAGCAGUUGUCGUGUAUGAAUGGGGUACCCUUUGAUCAUGAAUCCCAGAUCCAUGACAUUACGCACAAGAUAAGUCACUUAAAAAGACUGCUGGCUGCAACUGUGUUAAAACCGCUUAAAACAGUCUACAGUAAUUUGUUUAAUCUGCGUUUGUGAUAUGAAAGUAUAGGGAUUCCUGUUUCUAGCCCAUCUAGAGUGCGACGGUGUAACUGGGGAGGAAGUGUAGUUGGUCGGCCAAAGGCCAUAUGGAUCUCUGCCAAACUGCCACAGUAAGGGUAUCAUUAUUUUAUUUAUUUUGCGAUUCUUUCUCGCUGAUAUAUAAAAGAUAAGUCCAUAUGUUUCCCAAAAACGUAUCGCAAGUGAGGCGUAUUUUGCUUUUAGAGCGUCAGGAUUAAACGGAGCGUCCGGAUUGUACAUCACGAGGGAGCCAACUGUGAUCAUGUGCAGCAGUCAUAUGCAGACCAGCUGGCUGGAGUGUUUUACGGACAUAUUCAAUCUCUACAUAUCCCAGUCUGUUGUCCCCACUUGCUUCAAGAUGUCCACCAUUGUUCCUGUACCCAAGAAAGCAAAGGUAACUGAACUAAAUGACUAUCACCCCGUAGCACUCACUUCUGUCAUCAUGAAGUGCUUUGGGAGGCUAGUUAAGGAUCAUAUCACCUCCACCUUACCCGACACCCUAGACCCACUACAAUUUGCGUACCGCCCCAACAGAUCCACGGAUGACGCAAUCGCCAUCGCACUGCACACUGCCCUAUCCCACCUGGACAAGAGAAAUACCUAUGUAAGAAUGCUGUUCAUCGACUACACCUCAGCCUUCAACACCAUAGUGCCCUCCAAGCUCAUCACUAAGCUCAGGGCCCUGGGUCUGAACCCCUCCCUGUGCAACUGGGUCCUGGACUUCCUGACGGGCCGCCCCCAGGUGGUGAAGGUAGGCAACAACACCUCUGCCACACUGAUCCUCAACACGAGGGUGCCACAGGGGUGCAUGCUCAGCCCCCUCCUGUACUCCCUGUUCAACCAUGACUGCGUGACCACAAAUGUCUUCAACUCAAUCAUUUUAAGUUUGCUGACGACACACAACAGUGGUUGGCCUGAUUACCAACAAUGGCGAGACAGCCUACAGGGAGAAGGUGAGGGCCCUGGUGCAGUGGUGCCAUGAAAAUAACCCCUCCCUCAACGUCAACAAAACGAAGGAGCUGAUCGUAGACUAUAGGAGACAGCAGAGAGAGCACGCCUCCAUCCACAUCGACGGGGCCGCAUUGGACAUGGUCAAAGCCUCAAGUUUCUAGGCGUGACAUCACUGACGACCUGAAAUGGUUCCUUCACACAGACAGUGUGGUGAAGAAGGCGCAACAGCACCUCUUCAACCUCAGGAGGCUAAAGAAAUUUGGCUUGGCCCCUAAGACCCUCACAAACUUCUACAGAUGCACCAUUGAGAGCAUCCUGUCAGGCUGUAUCACCGCCUGGUAUAGCAAUUGCACCAUCCGCAACCGCAGGGCUCUUCAGAGGGUGGUUCGGUCAGCCCAACGCAUCUCCGGGGUCACACUGCCUGCCCUCCAGGACAUCUACAGCACCCGGUGUCACAGGAAGGCCAAGAAAAUCAUCAAGGACCUCAGCCACCCGAGCCACGGCCUGUUCACCCCGCUACCAUCUAGAAGGCGGACACCGUACAGGUGCAUCAAAGCUGGGACCGAGGGACUGAAAAACAGCUUCUAUCUCCAGGCCAUCAGACUGUUGAAUAGUCCCCGGCCUCCGUCCACUACCCGGCCCUGUCGCUGUUCUAGCUGGCGCUAGGCCUUAUGGACAUAGACAUUGAACACUGAUCACUUAAAUAAUGUUGACUGUUUAUAUGUACACUGACCAAAAAUAUAAAUGCAACCAUUUCAAAGAUUUUACUGAGUUAGUUCAUAUAAGGAAAUCAGUCAAUUGAAAUAAAUUCAUUAGACUCUAAUCUAUAGAUUUCAUAUGACUGGGAAUACAGAUAAGCAUCUGUUGGUCACAGAUACCUUUUUUAUAUAUUUUUUAUUAGGGGCAUGGAUCAGAAAACCAGUCAGUAUCUGGUGUGACCACCAUUUGCCUCAUGCGGCGCGGCACAUCUCCUUCGCAUAGAGUUGAUCAGGCUGUUGAUUGUGGCCUGUUGAAUGUUGGACCACUCCUCUUCAAUGGCUGUGCGAAGUUGCUGGAUAUUGGCGGUAACUGGAACACGCUGUCGUACACGUCGAUCCAGAGCAUCCCAAACAUGCUUAAUGGGUGACAUGUCUGGUGAGUAUGCAGGCCAUGGAAGAACUUGGACAUUUCCAGAUUCCGUGAAUUGUGCACAGAUCCUUGUGACAUGGGGCUGUGCAUUAUCAUGCUGAAACAUGAGGUGAUGGUGGCAGAUGAAUGACACGACAAUGGGCCUCAGGAUCUCAUCACGGUAUCGCUGUGCAUUCAAAUUGCCAUCGAUAAAAUGCAAUUGUGUUCGUUGUCCGUAGUUUAUGCCUGCCCAUACCAUAACCCCACUGCCAACAUGGGGGACUCUGUUCACAACGCUGACAUCACCAAACCGCUCACCCACACUAUGCCAUCUGCACGGUACAGUUGAAACCGGAAUUCAUCCGUGAAGAGCACACUUCUCCAGCGUGCCAGUGGCCAUCGAAGGUGAGCAUUUGCCCAGUGAAGUCGAUUACGAUGCCGAACAGCAGUCAGGUCAAGACCCUGGUGAGGACGACGAGCACGCAGAUGAGAUUCCCUGGGACGGUUUCUGACAGUUUGUGCAGAAAUUCUUCAGUUGUGCAAACCCAUAGAUUCAUCAGAUGUCCGGGUGGCUGGUCUCAGACGAUCCCACGGGUGAAGAAGCCAGAUGUGGAGGUCCUGGGCUGGCUUGGUUACACGUGGUCUGCGGUUGUGACGCCGGUUGGACGUACUGCCAUAUUCUCUAAAAUGACAUUGGAGGCGUCUUAUGGUAGAGAAAUGAACAUUUAAAUUAUCUGGCAACAGCUCUGGUGGACAUUCCUGCAGUCAGCAGGCCAACUGCACGCUUCCUCAAAACUUGAAACAUCUGCGUCAUUGUGUUGUGUGACAAAACUGCACAUUUUAGAGUGGCCUUUUAUUGUCCCCAGAACAAGGAGCACCUGUGUAAUGAUCAUGCUGUUUAAUCAGCUUCUUUGUAUGCCACAUCUGUCAGGUGGAUGGAUUAUCUUGGCAAAGGAGAAAUGCUCACUAACAGGGAUGUAAACAAAUUUGUGCACAGAAUUUGAGAGAAAUACGCUUUUUGUGCGUAUGGAAAAUGUAUUGGAUAUUUUAUUUCAGCUCAUAAAACAUGGGAUCAACACUUUACAUGUUGCGUUUUUAUAUUUUUGUUCAGCAUAGAUAACAUAUCCUUCUCCUCUCCUUCCCUCCAGGCUCCUUGCAGCGCUUUCUCUCUGUCUCUGAAGAGGUUUCCUGUAUGAAAAGUGAAUGUGAUCAGAAGGACCCAUGUCAAGAAGCCAUACUAGCUGAAUGCCCAACUCUCAGUCCACUGAAAACGUCUAAACUACAGUCGUUGCAUGUGUUUUUAAAUGAGCGUUUAACGGCGGCUGCUGUGGAGAUUUUCGGGGCAGUUGAGAAAACGGUAGUGGAGUACCAGGAGGAGAAUGAUCGGCUACGGAGACUACUGCGGAUCACACCAGAGAUAAAACUAUGUCGAAUA
Molecule: messenger RNA, 5723 nt
Organism: Coregonus sp. 'balchen'
Lineage: Eukaryota; Metazoa; Chordata; Actinopteri; Salmoniformes; Salmonidae
Source: the annotation of a GenBank genome assembly